AUGGCGGAUCAAACUAGGAAAUGCUUGAGUACUGUUCGGAUGCAAGUGGCUGUUGUUGGUGUCAUUUAUUUCCUGUUUAGAGUUGGACUGUCCAUGUUCGAUACAACAAUAGGACCAUAUUUACUUCGUGUUGUGUGUGAAAAGAGAUUUUUUGAAAACAACGAUUGUGAUCGUCUUGAACAACUUCUGGUAAUUGAAAACGAAGUUCGAGAAUAUGCGGGAUUUUAUUUCAUACUGUUCCGGUUGUUUUUGAGUGUCCCUGUUAUAUGUUCUGGACUGUAUUGUGGAGCAUGGAGUGACAGGAAAGGCCGAAAGAUACCAAUGCUUUUUCCAUGCGUAGGAACCAUACUAUCAGCGAUGGCUUUUAUAAUGAGUUUGUACAUAGGACCCCAAGCUGUUUGGACUGCUCUGCUUGGAACCUUGGUACGGUCAGUGUUCGGAAAUACAAUCGUUUUUGCAAUGUCUGUAAACUCAUUCAUCGCUUCGGUAUCAGAUAAUGAUCAAAGAACAAAACAAAUUUCAAUUAUCUAUGCUAUAAGUUCAUUCGGAGAGACUUUUGAAUCACUUUUAGCAGGACUAUUGAAAUGGGAGUUUUUGCUGUCUUACGGAAUAGUGAUAGGAAUUCAAUCUUUAACCGUUAUCAUAAUUAUUGUGUUUUUACGGGAAAAUGAGAACAAUAUCAGCAAUGAAUACAUUGAACACACAUCAGAAACUGAAACAAACAGUUUAAUUUGCUCUAAACUGUCUCGCGGAAUAAAAUCAUAUGCAACUUUGUUAACGGAAAGCGGAACUAAUUCGGUUCGGAUAAUGGUCAUUGUACAGCUCUGUCUAACAUUAAUUUACGGCUUUGAUAUUAAUGGCGUGGAAGAUGUUUUGCUCAUGUACAGUAGAUAUGAGGUAACCGUCAAAUCCCAGAAAGCUAGCACAAACAUUUUUGUGAAAUUUGGUAUGCAUUUAAAGACUAAACAUACCAGAAUCAGAGACAAAUACCGUAAACCAGAGUCACAUAAACCAGUACCAGCACACUUCAAACCAGAACAAGUACAGCAAACCAGAGUCACACAUACAUUAAACCAGAGUCACACACACAGUAAACCAGAGCCACAUAAGUUAACAAGAGCCACAAACAAUAAAGCAGAGUCAUAG
Molecule: messenger RNA, 1146 nt
Organism: Mercenaria mercenaria
Lineage: Eukaryota; Metazoa; Mollusca; Bivalvia; Venerida; Veneridae
Exons: 2
Coding region: 1-1146 (381 amino acids)
Biological process (GO): transmembrane transport
Cellular component (GO): membrane
Molecular function (GO): transmembrane transporter activity
Source: RefSeq, a predicted model, not a curated record